AAGACAUGCAUUUUCAGCGCUCAAGUACCUGAAUUGCAUUUCGCUACUGAAAGCAUAACUAACAAACACAACUCCCUCAUUUCACAAAUCCAAGUUAAAAAGUGAACAAAUUCACAAUCAAAUUCACCAAUCGGAGAGACCGAGUGAGCCAGAUCUCGGAGUAACCCCUUCUCUCCUGGUUUCAGAGAGGGGAAAGGGGAGAAGAGAAUCACAAAUCUUCGAUUCGCCAUCGACAAAAAUGUCACGAAUCUUCGAGUACUUCGUGGUGUGCGGGAUCGGACCGGAGAUUCGAACCGUUGACGGAAACAAAGGCUACCAUGGAACUGUUUGUAUGUAUCUUCCUUCUCUUCUCGACCAGUAUCCUCCUCCCAAUCACUCUCUCUACCCUCCUCCACCUCCUCAGCUUUCUACAUGUGUUCUUCCGGCUGGUGUUGAGUUCUAUUCGUCAGGAUAUGAUUCGAAUGUUCCUUCCACGUUUCCGCGGAGCUAUCCGAUUGUUUUGACGGAGGGUGAUGGUUCAAAAAUCUAUGUUAGCUGUAUUUCUUUCCGGGAUCCAGUUUGUGAGGAUAUUGCACAAGCCUACCGGAUACAGGCAAAUUCAUAUGCUGACAAAUGCAUCUGUCUAGUUUCACGCUUGCCAAGUUUUCGUGUACUUAGGAGUGCUCUAGAGGAACUAUUUGCACUGUGUUUUUCCCCAAAUGGAAGUAGCAAGCCACUAUGGGAUGUUAUAGCACACAUGGUGUCCAGUGUGCCUUUGCCAACUCCUGGUAAGGAGCGAGUUCUGUUUGCUAUCGACAGUUGUCUUCUUUCUGUAGAGGCUCCACCAAACGAUGGGCUUCCCCAUGUUGAUAUAUCAUUUCAGCCUCUGGUGCAGUGCCUGGAUGUUGACAACUUAAUGAGACUUUUUACUGCAGUGUUGCUUGAGAGGAGGAUUUUACUUCGAGCUAACAAAUAUUCACUUCUAACUCUUGUAUCGGAGGCCAUUUGUCACUUAAUCUACCCAUUUCGAUGGCAGCAUGUGUACAUUCCGUUGCUGUUUUUCAGUGGAGUAGAUUAUAUUGAUGCUCCCACACCAUAUAUGAUGGGGCUCUAUUCGGGUGUUGAUACCUCUGCUCUGGCAAUGGAUGGUGUAGUUGUUGUGGACCUUGACUAUAAUCGUAUCAGUACAUCAGAGGAAAUUCCACCUAUUCCUGAGCCAGAAUUCAGCUUUUUACGUGGUGAGAUAAUGAAGUUAUUAUAUCCCAAUGUAAUUGGAAUUGAUGAGGUGAAGGCUGGAAUAAGCAGUGUAUCUGAGCAUUAUCCUAAAUCUGGGGCUAAGCAAUGGGGAGAGGAUCAUGAUCUUCAGCUAAGGAUGAUAUUCCUAAAGUUCUUUGCAACACUUUUAAGUGGCUAUCGCAAUUUCCUAGAAAAUAGUGAUACUCAUGUCUUCAACACUCAGGCAUUUUUGAAGAAGCGGUCUCGAUCUACUAGCCAACCACCAGAGCCCAUGAUAGCUCAGUUCCUUGACUCUCAUGGUUUCUUGGAUUAUUUGGAGAGAGGGGUAGGUUCUGAUGAAAACAACAAUAAUCUGCUUGAUAAGCUACAAGAUUCAAUUGGAAGAGGUCAAAACCCUAUGUCGAUUCUUCCUUCAUCCUUGGAAGAGCCUGAGAUUUUAACAGUAUCAGAUUCUGAUGUUGGAAUAUCAGGAUCUGGUGGCAAAUACACUUAUGAUAGAUUUCCCUCAAACAUCAGAACAGAAGAGCAAGAAGAAAAGAGGAAGCAGAUUCUUGCAGCAGUUAGUAAUGCCUUUGAGUACUCAGGAAGGCAUCCUCCAAGUAAGGAUCCUUUAGCAGCAGAUACUCUCAGUCCACUUGAGAGAGCUGCUGAAAGGGACCUCAUGGUGCUGGAUAUAAAGGUUAAGCUGCAGGGUUUAUGGCUGCGGCUUCUUAAACUGGGAGCAACAGAUGAUCCUCUCUCAUCCUUUGAAUAUGGAACAAUACUUGCUUUGAUUGAAUCCGAUGCAGAGGGGAUUGGCGGCAGUGGAUUUGUUGAAUGUAUAAGGGAGCAUAUACAUUCAGAUUGGCACUGUCAGCUCACUGAAGAACAGUUUAUUGCUGUGAAAGAACUGCUCAAAAUAGCUAUUAAUCGUGCAACGUCACGGAAUGACUUGUUGACCAUUAGAGAUGCUCUUGAAGUUUCUUCUGAUUUGUAUAAGAAAGACAAUAAUAAUGUGCCGGACUAUGUUCAACGCCAUCUUAUUUCUUUAUCUAUUUGGGAGGAGUUACGGUUUUGGGAAGGAUAUUUUGACUAUUUAAUGGAACAAUCUUCAAAUAAGUCAGCCAACUAUGCAUCUCUGGUGACAGCACAGCUUGUUGUGUUGGCAUCACACAUGGCUGGGCUGGGGCUUCCUGAUAAUGAUGCUUGGUACAUGAUCGAAACAAUCGCAGAGAGGAACAGCGUUGGAUCCAAGCAAUUUAUAAAAAUCAGAGGGUUCUUGUCUCAUAUCCAGCAACUACGAAAUGGAUAUUGGGGAGUCACCUCAAUGAAGGCACAGUCUGUGUCAUCACUUGCAUUACCAUCCCCACAUCCAAAAGAUGCAAAAGAUGAGGACCAGCAACCCACUGAGGCAACUGGUGUUGGUAGAAGCUGGGUGCAGAGUAUGUUCAGCCGAAAUACAACAUCUAGAUCGAGCUCAUUUGGUCGCGUUCGUAGAUGGACAUCUGAUGGAGGCAAUUCAGCUACAAAUGAGAAUGGGACUCCUCGCAAACAAGAUCUAUCAACUGGUGGGCAGAAGAAGCUUCAAACGAAUGUUCGGAUACUUAGGGGUCAUAAUGGUGCCAUUACUGCUCUCCAUUGUGUUACAAAGAGAGAGGUGUGGGAUUUGGUAGGUGACCGCGAAGAUGCUGGUUUCUUUAUUAGUGGAAGCACAGACUGCUCCGUUAAGAUCUGGGAUCCUAGUCUUCGUGGUUCUGAACUCAGGGCAACUUUAAAAGGGCAUACUAGAACUGUUCGUGCCAUAAGUUCAGAUAGGGGGAAGGUGGUGUCAGGAUCUGAUGAUCAAUCUGUUUUGGUGUGGGAUAAGCAAACAACUCAACUUCUCGAAGAGCUUAAAGGCCAUGAUGGACCGGUCAGCUGUGUGCGCAUGCUCUCAGGUGAACGUGUGCUAACUGCAUCCCAUGAUGGCACUGUGAAGAUGUGGGAUGUUAGAACUGAUAGAUGUGUUGCAACUGUUGGUCGUAGCUCUAGUGCUGUUUUAUGCAUGGAAUAUGAUGAUAAUGUGGGACUCUUGGCUGCUGCUGGAAGAGACGUGGUUGCUAACAUCUGGGACAUCCGCGCUAGUAGGCAGAUGCAUAAACUUUCAGGACAUACACAAUGGAUACGGUCCAUAAGAAUGGUUGGUGAAACUGUGAUUACUGGUAGUGAUGAUUGGACGGCAAGAAUAUGGUCUCUUUCGAAAGGACAUUGUGAGGCUGUCCUAGCAUGCCAUGCAGGGCCAAUAUUAUGUGUUGAAUAUUCUUCUUUAGACAGAGGAAUAAUAACAGGGUCAACCGAUGGCCUGCUUCGGUUUUGGGAAAAUGAUGAGGGAGGAGGUAUAAGGUGUGCAAAAAAUGUAACAAUUCACAAUGCUGCCAUAUUAUCUAUCAAUGCUGGGGAGCACUGGUUAGGUAUUGGAGCAGCUGAUAAUUCUUUGUCUCUCUUUCAUCGGCCCCAAGAGAGACUUGGUAGUUUUUCUGGCACUGGGUCCAAGAUGGCUGGUUGGCAGCUUUACAGAACACCACAAAAAACAGUCGCCAUGGUAAGAUGUAUUGCUUCAGACCUGGAGAGGAAAAGGAUAUGCAGCGGUGGUCGUAAUGGGCUUCUAAGGCUGUGGGAUGCAACCAUUAAUAUUUGAGCUUGAUUGAUAUACGCGUAUUCGCGUUUGUAAUAAUAUUAUAGGUAAAAAACAAGGCACUUAAUGGAGGGGGUUCUCUCCAAUAUUUUUGUUUCUUUACCAUGAGUGUAUCAUGAGCAAAAUACCUGAUGAGUCCGAGUUGGGAACCCAAGUUUGGCUGUGAUAAUCUCUUCUGCAAACACUUUUAUUAUAUUGUGGUUAGAGGUUGAUGUAUCCUGAAUGUACACACUGCGACAAUGAACAGAACUUAGUGUAGAUAAAUUUAGUUAUAUUGUCUAGAAUUAAUAUCUCAAUUAGAUUUUGCCAUGAACUUUAUGUUUACUUCCACAUCUAGGUUCUUGGAAAUUGGAAUGGUUGAUAAAUAGGGAACAAAUCAUUGAUGAAACGCACCGAAG
Gastrolobium bilobum is the source of this 4266-nucleotide messenger RNA. RefSeq names its product DENN domain and WD repeat-containing protein SCD1. The transcript has 31 exons. Lineage: Eukaryota; Viridiplantae; Streptophyta; Magnoliopsida; Fabales; Fabaceae. Gene Ontology annotation, cellular component: cytoplasmic vesicle. Gene Ontology annotation, biological process: regulation of Rab protein signal transduction. Gene Ontology annotation, molecular function: protein binding. Bases 239 to 3871 code for a protein of 1210 amino acids. The record is from RefSeq and is a predicted model, not a curated record.